AUGUCCCUGCACUGGCCUUCCUCAGCGGUGCUGCUGCUCUUUUUGUUGGUGUGCUGCGGCGGCAGUGGGUCUGGGGCCAACGCUGCGGGGACGCAGGAGGCGUCGCAGGAGGUGGAGCUCUUCAAACCAGGGGAAUCUCCAGUGCUUGCGGAGGGAGAAGAGCGCGAAAGUAGCUCUCUUUACGGGAGUGUCUCCUCAUUCCUCAGCCACUCCCUUCUUGACGUGAAGGGUGUGAUGGUUGCCCUUGCCGUCGGCGAACACGGCAGCGGUGACAGCAACAAGCGUCCCGGGAUUUGGGCCAAGUACAGUGCGUACGGGGCAGAUGUGAAGUUGAAAGAGGACGCCGCAUGGGAAGGAAAAGCGUGGAAGACGCAGCUUGUGACCAAGCGACCGGAAGAAGAGGGCUACGUUGUAUUACCGCCUGGCCCCAAGGCCGUGGGGAAGGACAACAAAAUACAUCUGCUCGUGCCAACAGUGACGGCGACAGGCACUUCUUUGCGUGGAGUUCACUGGGGCCUUGCGUUGAUUGUUGGUGAAGUUCAUGGGCCCGGGGAAGGGCGGGAAGGGCAAGGAGUGUCGUGGAGGUCUCCCCGGCCGUUGGAUUCCGAGCUUGCCGAACAGAUGCGGCAGCAGUCGUGGGAGGGGCUGCAACUCCCUCGUGGCGCCAGAGGCGUUGCGGUUGGGGCCGCGACGGUUCUCUUUCCUCUUGCGGGAUUCAUCACCGGGGGAAGGGACAGACGUGCCUGCACCGUCAUGUACUCCGGCGACAAUGGGGGCAGCUGGAAGUUUCCUGCGGCGCCUGUGGCUGCUGAGGACUGUGACGCUGCUACUCUUCUCGAGUGGGCGGGGAAACUCUUCAUGGUCACCUCCGGAUUUCUUCGCCGUGGCGGCGCAGGGUCUUCGAAUCCGGUGACGAGGGGAGGACGUGGAAGGAGGCAGCCGGGCCCUUCGCACGCCUGUUGGGCGACGCAUACGCGUUGUCUAUGA
This is a messenger RNA of Trypanosoma conorhini, 987 nucleotides long. Its product is annotated as trans-sialidase. The record is from RefSeq and is a predicted model, not a curated record. Bases 1 to 987 code for a protein of 328 amino acids. NCBI's taxonomy places the organism in Eukaryota, Euglenozoa, Kinetoplastea, Trypanosomatida, Trypanosomatidae. The transcript has a single exon.